Molecule: messenger RNA, 2091 nt
Organism: Lingula anatina
Lineage: Eukaryota; Metazoa; Brachiopoda; Lingulata; Lingulida; Lingulidae
Product: CD151 antigen
Cellular component (GO): plasma membrane
Source: RefSeq, a predicted model, not a curated record
UUGCCAGAGAAUGUGGGCCGUCAUGUAAGGCGGUUGAUUGACUCACAAUACAGGAAUGAAUACACUUCUCCUAGUUAAUAAGUUGCUCUAAAAUCUGGAUUAUAUAUGCUUGUGUUUUUUAAUAGUAAGGUGAGCUGUUGUGAGAACUCGUACUAAGCACAAUGGAGGGUGGAGCUGGGGCAAAACUCAUCAAGCUGCUGCUUUUUGUAUUUAAUUUGUUCUUUUUGUUAUGUGGCAUGGCCCUGCUUGCCAUUGGCAUUUGGACUGCCAUAGACAGAGUGUACCUGUCCAGAAUUAUUGGUACAGUGCUGUAUGAGACUGCAGGCUACAUGUUGAUUGCCAUUGGGAUUGUAGUGGUGGUCAUCAGUAUACUGGGUUGCUGUGGAUCAAUAUUUGAAAACAAAUGCCUUAUGAUAUCGUACUUUGUGUUCCUGGUUGUGAUUUUUGUGAUCUUGUUGGUUGGAUCCAUCUUAGCUGUAGCCUUCAGAGCAGAUUUGGAAAACCUGAUGAAAAAGACCAUGAAUGACUCCCUGAUCAAUCAGUAUGACCACUUCAUGCACCCAGACAUCACUGAUGCAUGGAACAUGGCCCAGAGGAUGUUGAAUUGCUGUGCGGUUGUUGAUAGUGGAUGGGAAGAUUACAGGGCAUCAUUUUGGUUUAAACAACAAAAUGUCAUGGAAACGGAGAAAAUAUAUGUCCCGAAGUCAUGCUGUGCUCGGAACUAUGAUGGGACUUACGCAAAUCUUGACUACUGUCAAAAGCCAUCUGGUUCUAUGCCACCUAAAACUAAACUAGGAUCUACAAACUUAUUCUUGUAUUACGAUGGCUGCUUUACUAAAGGUUUUGAAAUGGUAUCAGCUCAUGGAUGGGUCAUCUUUUCUGUUGCAUUUGUUAUAGCUUUAGUAAUGAUCUUAGGCAUGAUAGGAUCCAUAUCUUUUGUGAGAAUGUUAGAAUGGGACUAGAUACAUCAAGUAUCCAUCAUGUUGAACCUCAGACAGUGCUAACCUAUGUACAUACAAUAUACAGCUGUAUAUAAACCCACCUCCUGGAAAACGGCAGAGAAUAAGUGUAGUAUACCAAAGUGUUGUGGUUAAGUCAGCUACGAUUUGUAAUUCAACUGACCCAGUUAUCCUGUAUAAAGGAAGAAAAAUUAAGUUGUUUCGCUGUUUACCCAAGGACAACUUGCCCUAGCUCCAAAGGUUUAGUGUGCAUAUACUACUUAUGAAUGUUUGUUUUGUAGGAUCAGAGUUUAAAAUGUAAGGAUAGGAAGUGGAAGCAGUUGCUGAAAGCAAGGUCCUUGAAUUUAAUAUUAUCAUAAUUAUUCUUGUCUGACUUAAUAAAGGAGCUGACAAAUGAAAUUGGAGGAUGUAAAUAGAAAGAAUCUUGCAAUGUGAAUAUUUUUAUACAGACCAUGUAUUUUAGCAAAUUUAUAACUUUUUAGAUACAGAAAAUGUAUUUAAAUAUUGAUAAAAUGUUAAUGAGUUCUUAGAAAACUUUUAUUGAUUCCAUGAUGCUUACUGAAAAAGUUUUAAUCAAAUUUGAUUAUGUCUUAGACUAUUAAAUCUCUCGUAACUCUUUGGGGACCAAGACCAUGUGAUACUAUGUAUCUCUAAAAUUGUUUUUAUUUCCACUCGCAACAGUAAAAUGCACCUUUUCAAAACACUUGUAGAAUUUGUUUUGCAAAGUUCUAUGAAUAUGCAUUCCAGAAAAAAAUUCAUUUGGGGAACUUGGUUCUUAUAUUGAAAGAAAUAUUGUAAAUAUUUCUGAUAUAUAUAUAUUAGUGUGUAUCAUCUACAUCUUUAACAACAAUGCUAGUGUUUGAAUUAGGUUGUAGCUUUUCUUACAUUUUGUGAAUUUAUGUAGAAUUCUGUAUGUAAGAUUUUAUUUGUAUAGCUACCUUUGCAUUUAGCCUAGUUAAAAUGCUUUUUAGUAUGGAUGUAAUUGUUUAUAACUAUUUUAAUGCCUUCUGUUGAGUACAUUAUUAACUAUACUGGUUUUGAUAUACCGAGUAUAACCCCCAUUAUCUCUAAAGAGGCAUUUUAAAAGAAAUGAAAGCCAUUAUGAACUGAAUAAAUGAACACUCAUACUUAA